AUGAUAAUUGAUACAUCAGAAAUACAAGAUAUCGAUUCUUUUUCCAGAGUGGCGUAUUUAAAGGAGGUCUGUGGAAUUCUGUGGGUAUUUGCCCCCAUUUUUCUUCUUGUAUUGGGAAUCACAAUAAGUGUACUAGCAAUUGUAUGGUUAGAAAGAGAAAUAUCUGCAGGUAUACAACAGCGUAUUGGACCUGAAUACGCCGGCCCUUUUGGAGUUCUUCAAGCUCUAGCAGACGGAACAAAACUGCUUUUCAAAGAGAAUAUCAUUCCAUCAAGAGGGGAUAUUCGUUUAUUUAGUAUUGGACCGUCCAUAUCAGUCAUAUCAAUUCUAAUAAGUUAUUCAGUAAUUCCUUGGGGGUAUAAUUUUAUUGUAUCUGAUCUCAAUAUAGGUGUUUUUUUAUGGAUUGCUAUUUCGAGUAUUGCUCCCAUUGGACUUCUUAUGUCAGGAUAUGGGUCAAAUAAUAAAUAUUCCUUUUUGGGGGGUCUGCGAGCUGCUGCUCAAUCAAUUAGUUAUGAAAUACCAUUAACUCUAUGUGUGUUAUCAAUAUCUCUACGUGCGAUUCGUUGA
Messenger RNA from Gastrolobium bilobum, 567 nucleotides. RefSeq names its product NAD(P)H-quinone oxidoreductase subunit 1, chloroplastic-like. Gene Ontology annotation, molecular function: NADH dehydrogenase activity. Gene Ontology annotation, biological process: aerobic respiration. Bases 1 to 567 code for a protein of 188 amino acids. Gene Ontology annotation, cellular component: membrane. Lineage: Eukaryota; Viridiplantae; Streptophyta; Magnoliopsida; Fabales; Fabaceae. The transcript has a single exon. The record is from RefSeq and is a predicted model, not a curated record.